This is a messenger RNA of Cantharellus anzutake, 987 nucleotides long. RefSeq lists its product as uncharacterized. Bases 354 to 944 code for a protein of 196 amino acids. The transcript is spliced from 5 exons. The record is from RefSeq and is a predicted model, not a curated record. Lineage: Eukaryota; Fungi; Basidiomycota; Agaricomycetes; Cantharellales; Hydnaceae.
UUGGUGGUUUGCGGCUGUCGCCAUCGGUUCACUCCAAGUAUUUGGGAACGAUUGGACUAUACAGCCAAGUCGUGAUUGGAUCAAGUCCGCUGUCAAAGUCCUGGGAAGAAACACUGAAGAGUCAACUCAGAGAGUGCUAAGCCUAUUCGUGGAGAAAUGGAAUAUUGCAAGCGUGGUCGAUAUCACCCCCCUCACCGAUGACAGGACAUGGCUGGAAAACCGCUCCCGCCGACGUCAAGUUUAGUGUUCUUUUCGAAUGAUCUGACUUUUCGUGUUAUUGCCUUACACAUCAUGCAUCAUGCGGUUUUUACUCUUAGAUCCGGCACUUCACUGCCAACGCUGGAACCCCCUACAUGCAGACGCAUGCCCCAGAACCCACCCAUUACCCGAACCCGGUGACAGAUGUCGUCCACGAAAGCCCGGCUUCUUCAAAUCUUCCUGAGAUUCCGGGCACAGCUACUCAGCCAUCAAAUGCUCACCCCGGCCACCAUCCGAUGUCGCAUCAACGAACGGAUAGCGGUAUACUUCCGCCCCCCAUCACACUAUCUGAAACAACAAUUCGCCCCAGCAUUACUAUUGUACAAGAUGUACCUUCACAGCGAGGACGCCCCCGCCGAAGUAACCCCACAGCACCAGAACCGGAUCCCAGGAGUGCUGAUGGCGCCCUAAGGGGUCCCAGCCAUACACCACCGUCACUACCCGAUCGCGCCCAAGCUCUGCCUUCAGCAUUAGGAUUCCACACUGGCAACACCCCUCCCCCAUCGUAUACAGUUAGUGAAGACCUUUCUCAUGAACUAAAUGGACCGCCCUCCGAGUAUUCCGUUAGUCCACAACUGUCCCGGCGCAGUACAUACACAAGCACUGCCAGCACUCAACCUGCGUCACUCCAUGGUCCAGAGCAGGGAAGAGAUUAUUGGAAUUUACCGGAACGGGUGACUGUAUAGCCUCCUAACCUGUUUGUAAGGAAUACUGACAUCGGUACGCAUC